This is a messenger RNA of Bipolaris oryzae ATCC 44560, 1779 nucleotides long. RefSeq lists its product as uncharacterized. The record is from RefSeq and is a predicted model, not a curated record. The transcript has a single exon. The coding region runs from base 1 to 1779 and encodes 592 amino acids. Lineage: Eukaryota; Fungi; Ascomycota; Dothideomycetes; Pleosporales; Pleosporaceae.
AUGGCGUCAUACUUUGAUCUCCCGCCACAGAAAGUGGCAGCACCAGCAUGUAUGGAGCAGAUGCCUCAAGAACAACGGAAACAGUUGGGCCGCACUAGCAGCCUGAUGUCCCCAGCUGUCGCUCAGAUCCUUGAAGGGCUAGGAGAUGACCACUCAAGUAGCAGCGAGGAAGACUCUGGCCUAUCAGACAAUCAAGAGAAGAGACAUCCCAAAUCGCAAUCCAAGAAGGACACCAGCGCCCAGAAAAUACAACAAAAGAAGCAAAAUUUCACUUCAGCUCAAGCACCGCGGCCAUCCUCUCUCUCCCCGAACAGAAGCAGAAGUCGCUCCAGGUCGGCAACCAGAAAAGUUUCCAAUAUGCCGUCAUCUGCAGAUGCCAACGGAGCCAGUUCCGAUAAACCUAAAAAUAAACAACCACACAUGGCUCGCUUUCAUUCUCUCCGUAGUAUUCUUUUCCAGCAGAAGAUCGAGGACCGGUUAAGGACGGCUACUGAAGAAGAUUGCAAGAAGGAGGCCAGUGCUGCGGAGACGUGGCAAAAACAACACAAAGAGCGCCAAAUGCAUCAUCCAACAACGCCCGAAAAACAUGCGCAAGCGAAGAGUGGGAUUGGAAGUAGGCUUAAGAUGACGUUGCGUAGGAUGACAACCAAGGACGUAGGGGGAAUGGAGAAGAUUAAGGAAGAUGGGGCGCCAGUUGAAUUCAAAGAUCGUCCAUCGACUCUUUCCUCGGAAAAUGAAGAGAAACAACCGGAAUCAAAGAAAUCGAACGAGAAUGAUGACGCCAGCAUUAAGGAUAUCGAUGUCGACGACCUUGUUCGAUGGGUUAGCCGGCGCGGUUCGUCUGGUGAGGUACAGAAAGAUGACAUUGUAGAGAGCGCCAAGGACGAGAGUGUCCUUGGUCAUUCCGAUAUUGAAGACCUCGUUCACCAUGCAAGAAGGAAAUCGUCCACGAAAGACGCCCAGGAAGCUAGCGAUGAACAUCUAGGAUAUAGCGACGCGUCCACGGAGCCGGAUACUGAUCUUUCGUCGGACGAGGAAGAGAAUGCAGAUGACCUUGUACGCUGGAUAUCGCGUCGUGAAGGAUCCGAAGCCGGCCCAGUGAAGCGAAACCUGCAACGAGAAGAGCUGGAUUCCGACGUGGAAGAACAUUACGACUCGGACGUCCCAGAAUUAGGCAGAUGGUAUAAACGCCACGAUGCCACCAGUGGAGAAUCGGCAGCCACAACCCCGAUCAAAGAAACAUUUGACCUGCAGCAAAUAGAAGACGAAGAAGAAAACCGCGGCCGACCUCGAAGCCGCGAAUUACCCGAAUCACCUACCCAAGAGAAAACCCACCUUUCCUCCUCCGACGUCGACGAGCUCAUCCGCUGGGUAAGCAGCAAAAACCUCAAACGCCACGACACGCCCCUUUCCCAAGCGCAAACCCAGACCGGGACUCUAGACAGCGCUCAAGACGAAAAGAAACAAGCUGUAGGAAUGAGUCUGGACCAAGGAAGUCUAUCCCACCGCGACGUCCAAGACUUGAUCGAGCACGCACGCAAAACAAGCGCAACCGCAGAUGAUACCGCUCCAGACGCUUCCGGCAUCGAGCGCGGCGACCUGAAAAACAUGCACCGUGAGAAUACUCCGCCAACUCGCGAUCCGCAGCUCGAAUUAGAGGGGAAAAGAGAGGAUAUCAGAAACAAAGAGAAGGAAGAACAGCUUGGUAUGAGUUUGCAAGAUGCUAGUUUAAGCCAUGGCGAUAUCGAGGAUUUGCUCGCGCAUGUGAGGAGCAAGUAA